UAUGAUUAAAGUGGUUAAGAUUAUUCUUGGAAAACGUUCCCGUAAAUUACUAAUUCGUUUCGUGGUACGACCUUUUAUAAACAGUCGUUUAAAUAAAAUAAAAAAACAAUAUCAAAAGAUAAAACGAAUUCUUAUGAGAGCAAGUUAUGAAAUAGUCGUCGAAAUCACGAUAAUUUCUUGCUUCGAGACCAUGAAAUCAUUGGUUUGGACGUAUCAUUCAAUAAUUGAAUUAGGAUUAAUGAUUUUAAUGAUAUCGAGUGUUACAUAUUCACGUUAUCCAGCUGAAUUACCAAUAUCUUAUCAUCCCGAACUACCAAUAUAUCAUCCCGAACAAAAAUUAAUUACUAAAUUACCAAUAUCUUAUCAUCCUGAACAAAAAUUAAUUAAUGAAUUACCAAUAUCUUAUCAUCCCGAACAAAAAUUAAUUAAUGAAUUACAAAUAUCUUAUCAUCCCGAACAAAAAUUAUUUACUGCUGAUAUAUGGACAAUUCAUCUUGCUUUAGAUAAUGAUAU
This is a messenger RNA of Diversispora eburnea, 513 nucleotides long. NCBI's taxonomy places the organism in Eukaryota, Fungi, Glomeromycota, Glomeromycetes, Diversisporales, Diversisporaceae. The record is from the annotation of a GenBank genome assembly.